Molecule: messenger RNA, 441 nt
Organism: Guillardia theta CCMP2712
Lineage: Eukaryota; Cryptophyceae; Pyrenomonadales; Geminigeraceae
Exons: 1
Coding region: 1-441 (146 amino acids)
Source: RefSeq, a predicted model, not a curated record
AUGGAGCCGACACCGCUCAGCCCCCUCCCCUCCCACCAUCCCCUCGACGACCACCAAGCCAUCAGAUACGCCCUCCGUAGCGACAUGCAGCGCCUCGAGACCGAGAGGACGCUGCUGAUCUGGGGGAUCAUGCUCGCGACGGCUACGGUGAUCGCAGUGCUUCUGGGGUACAUCUACGCGGGCCUGCACGAGCGGAGACGCAAGGACGUUCGACCGAAGAGGCUGGCGAGCUACAGGCUGAGCGAGGAGGAGACUAUGGGAUGGGCAAGGCUGGAGGGCGAGAAGAGGUCACCCAGCCCGGCGGGUGAGGAGCAGAUGCCGAGGACACAACGCAGAGUAUCUCCGAGGGGAGGGGGAGGUGUGCCAGGGAUAGUGAGGACGAGCAGCGGGAGCCGAUACUACGCGAGCCUGGUCAGUCGGAAGGUGAUGAUGAGAUCAUAA